AUGUCCUAUCAGCAAGGAUAUCCACCGGGACCUCCCCAACAGGCAUACUACCCACCCCAGCCGGGCUAUGAGCAGCCUGGCUACAACCAGGGCUACGCUCCUCAGUAUCCCCCCGGCCCGCAAUACCAGCAACCUGGUGCACCGCAAUACCAACAAGCGCCACCGCCAGAGCAAAAGAGCAGUGAUAAGGGAUGUCUGGCCAGUUGGUAA
Molecule: messenger RNA, 210 nt
Organism: Penicillium bovifimosum
Lineage: Eukaryota; Fungi; Ascomycota; Eurotiomycetes; Eurotiales; Aspergillaceae
Exons: 2
Coding region: 1-210 (69 amino acids)
Source: RefSeq, a predicted model, not a curated record